CACCCCCGGAAAGAAAGCAGUUUUUCCGCCUAGAUUUCAGCAUUUUUCCCAGGUAAACCCCCCGUCCCGGCGCACCGGACCAACCGGACCGGACCGACGUCAAUCGUCAGGCCAUCGCCCGGCCGGCGCGCAAGUACCAGCGAAGUGGCAGUUGGUUCGCCGUGGCACCCGCACAUUAACGCGCGCCACCCACCGCCACCUACUCGCCUCACUCACCGGUUAACCCCCUCCCUUUCUUUCUUUGGACUAUACUUAGACCUCAUCACUGCCACUCUCCACCGGAGCCGAUCCUCGCCCGCACCCCGGAGGAGGAGCUAAUGCGCGCCGUGCCGCCGCCGCGAUGACCCCCGCCAGCCGAUCCCUCGCCCCGCUGGCGCUGCUGGCUCUGGCAGUGCUGCUGCAUUGGGCCGCGCCGCAGGCGCUGGUGGAGGCGGCGACUGCGGCGGAGCGGCGGAUCCUGCUGGACUUCAAGGCGGCCAUCACCGCGGACCCGGACGGCGCGCUCGCGUCCUGGAAGCCCUCGGGCGACCCGUGCGCGGACUUCGCGGGGGUGUCCUGCGACCCGGCCACGGGCGCCGUGCAGCGCCUGCGCCUCCACGGCACGGGACUGGCGGGCACCCUCGCCCCGUCGCUGGCGCGCCUGCCCGCGCUCGAGUCCGUCUCGCUCUUCGGGAACGCGCUCUCCGGCGGGAUCCCGCCGGGCUACGCGUCCCUGGCGCCCACGCUGCACAAGCUCAACCUCAGCCGCAACGCGCUGUCGGGCGAGAUCCCGGCCUUCCUCGGCGCCUUCCCCUGGCUCCGCCUGCUCGACCUCUCCUACAACGCCUUCUCCGGCGAGAUCCCGCCGGGGCUCUUCGACCCCUGCCCCCGCCUCCGCUACGUCUCGCUCGCGCACAACUCGCUCCGGGGCGCCGUCCCGCCCGGCAUCGCCAACUGCUCGCGACUCGCCGGCUUCGACCUCUCCUACAACCGCCUCUCCGGCGAGCUCCCCGACCAGCUCUGCGCGCCGCCGGAGAUGAACUACAUCUCCGUCCGGAGCAACGACCUCUCCGGCGGCAUCGACGGCAAGCUCGACGCCUGCCGCAGCAUCGACCUGUUCGACGUCGGGAGCAACCGCUUCUCCGGCGCCGCGCCCUUCGGCCUCCUCGGCCUCGCCAACAUCACCUACUUCAACGUCUCCUCCAACGCCUUCGACGGCGAAAUCCCCAACAUUGCCACCUGCGGCAGCAAGUUUUUAUACUUCGACGCCUCUGGCAACCGGCUCGCCGGCCCGGUUCCGGAGAGCGUGGUGAAUUGCCGCAACCUGAGGGUGUUGGAUUUGGGGGCGAAUGCUCUUGCCGGAGACAUACCGCCAGUUAUCGGGACACUGCGGUCGCUUUCCGUGCUCAGGCUCGCCGGCAACACAGGCAUUACCGGUUCAAUUCCUGCCGAGCUUGGAGGAAUUGAGAUGCUUGUCACACUCGACCUUGCCGGCCUUAUGCUCACCGGAGACAUUCCGGUGUCCCUCAGCAAAUGCCAGUUCCUGCUCGAGCUGAAUUUGUCUGGCAACAAAUUGCAGGGAGUGAUCCCGGACACGCUCAACAACCUGACUUACCUCAGGAUGCUUGAUCUUCACAAGAACCAGCUCGACGGGGGCAUUCCGGUGUCGCUUGCUCAGCUCACCAACCUUGAUCUGCUAGACCUCUCGGAGAAUGGACUGACUGGGCCAAUCCCCUCAGAACUUGGGAACCUCUCUAAGCUGACACAUUUCAACGUGUCCUUCAACCGUCUUUCCGGCAUCAUACCUUCUGCUCCGGUCUUGCAGAAUUUCGGCAGCAGGGCCUUCAUGGGAAACCCAUUACUAUGUGGACCGCCAUUGAACAAUCUGUGUGGUGGACAGCGAGCAAGACGAUUGUCUGUCGCUAUCAUAAUCGUCAUUGUCGCUGCAGCGCUUAUACUUAUUGGGGUCUGCAUUGUUUGUGCUAUGAACAUUAGGGCCUAUACAAGGAGGAGUAAGGAGGAGCAGGAAGGGAAGGAGGACGAAGAGGUGCUCGUCUCCGAGAGCAUAUCCGUCGGAUCUCCAGGCCAAAAUGCCAUCAUUGGAAAGUUGGUGCUCUUCACCAAGAGCUUGCCUUCAAGGUAUGAAGAUUGGGAGGAAGGAACUAAGGCAUUGGUUGAUAAAGACUGCCUUGUUGGUGGAGGGUCAGUUGGCACGGUGUACAAGGCCACCUUUGAGAAUGGGUUGUCCAUUGCCGUGAAGAAACUGGAGACACUCGGAAGUUUGACAACCCAGGAUGAGUUUGAGCAUGAGAUGGGGCAGCUUGGUAACCUCAAUCACCCCAAUCUGGUCACAUUCCAGGGUUACUACUGGUCGUCCUCGAUGCAGUUGAUCCUGUCGGAGUUUGUGACCAAAGGGAGCUUGUAUGACCACCUCCAUGGGAACCGUCGUCGUGCGUUUUCCCGAAGUAGUAGCGGAGGUGAGCUCUCCUGGGAUCGGAGGUUCAAGAUUGCGCUUGGAACGGCGCGUGCACUCGCAUAUCUUCACCAUGACUGCCGACCACAAGUCUUGCAUCUCAACAUCAAGUCUUCAAACAUAAUGAUAGAUGAAGAAUAUGAAGCCAAGCUGUCUGACUAUGGAUUUAGAAAGCUGUUACCUAUUCUAGGUAGCUUUGAAGUGAGCAGAUCUUAUGCUGCCAUCGGGUACAUUGCCCCGGAGCUAGCAUCCCCGAGCUUGAGAUACAGCGAUAAGAGCGAUGUAUUUAGCUUUGGGGUGGUGUUGCUUGAGAUCGUGACAGGGCGGAAGCCAGUGGAGAGCCCUGGGGCUGCUAUACAUGUGAUUUUGCGCGACUAUGUCAGGGAGAUACUGGAGGAUGGUACUAAAUCGGACUGCUUCGAUCGGAGCCUGAGGGGAUUCAUUGAAGCCGAGUUGGUCCAAGUGCUCAAACUAGGCCUGGUAUGCACUUCCAACACACCAUCAAGCCGACCAAGCAUGGCGGAGGUGGUGCAGUUCUUGGAAUCUGUUAGGACUAAUUCUUGAUGUUCUGCUACCUGGAACAUAGUAGCAGAAUAGGAUGUUAAAACAGGAAAAGGGUUUUCUGAUUUUUUUAACAGAUGAAGAUCACAUUUCUUCUUUAAUUCUUUAUUAUUAUUGUGGCCCCAGUCCUUUUGUAAAUGUGUUUAGAUUUGUCUGCUCAUUAUUUAUAGUUUUUUUAGAAUUGCUUGCUGAAUAAAUGGCUAUUUUGGUUGAA
Triticum aestivum (bread wheat) is the source of this 3227-nucleotide messenger RNA. Its product is annotated as probable LRR receptor-like serine/threonine-protein kinase At1g12460. Bases 341 to 3016 code for a protein of 891 amino acids. NCBI's taxonomy places the organism in Eukaryota, Viridiplantae, Streptophyta, Magnoliopsida, Poales, Poaceae. The record is from RefSeq and is a predicted model, not a curated record. Gene Ontology annotation, biological process: protein phosphorylation. The transcript has 2 exons. Gene Ontology annotation, molecular function: ATP binding; protein kinase activity; receptor serine/threonine kinase binding.